This is a messenger RNA of Perognathus longimembris pacificus (Pacific pocket mouse), 2378 nucleotides long. It is a transcript of the gene Ahcyl2, whose product is annotated as adenosylhomocysteinase like 2. Gene Ontology annotation, cellular component: cytosol. The transcript has 17 exons. The record is from RefSeq and is a predicted model, not a curated record. Bases 41 to 1867 code for a protein of 608 amino acids. Lineage: Eukaryota; Metazoa; Chordata; Mammalia; Rodentia; Heteromyidae. Gene Ontology annotation, biological process: L-methionine cycle.
CGAGCUGGAGUCAGUGCCGGCGGCUGCAGCGGAGGUGGUGAUGUCGGUGCAGGUUGUGUCAGCAGCGGCUGCCGCCAAGGUGCCUGAGGAGCUGAAGGACCUGAGCCCAUCCGAGCCGGAGCCCCAGUUAGGACUGAGCACGGCGGCCCUGAGCGCCAUGGCCCCCCCGGCGGGCGGCGGAGAUCCCGAGGCUCCAACUCCCGCCGCCGAGCGGCCCCCUGCCCCUGGCUCGGGGCCCGCCGCGGCUCUUAGCCCUGCGGCCGGGAAGGUGCCUCAGGCGUCGGCCAUGAAACGGAGCGACCCGCAUCAUCAGCACCAGCGGCACCGGGACGGCGGCGAGGCCUUGGUCAGCCCCGACGGCACCGUCACGGAGGCGCCGCGCACAGUUAAGAAGCAGAUCCAGUUUGCUGACCAGAAGCAAGAAUUCAACAAACGUCCCACCAAAAUUGGACGUCGCUCUCUGUCCCGUUCUAUUUCUCAGUCAUCUACUGACAGCUAUAGCUCAGCGGCUUCAUAUACAGACAGUUCUGAUGAUGAGACAUCCCCCAGGGACAAGCAGCAAAAGAAUUCUAAGGGAAGCAGUGACUUCUGUGUCAAGAACAUCAAACAGGCAGAAUUUGGACGCAGAGAAAUUGAAAUUGCUGAACAAGAAAUGCCUGCACUGAUGGCUCUAAGGAAGAGAGCUCAAGGAGAAAAGCCUUUGGCUGGAGCCAAAAUUGUGGGUUGCACACACAUCACUGCUCAAACUGCUGUGCUUAUGGAAACUCUGGGUGCUCUGGGGGCACAGUGCCGAUGGGCUGCCUGUAACAUCUAUUCCACUCUCAAUGAAGUGGCUGCUGCUCUAGCAGAAAGUGGAUUUCCUGUCUUUGCCUGGAAAGGAGAGUCUGAAGAUGACUUUUGGUGGUGCAUUGACCGAUGUGUGAAUGUGGAAGGCUGGCAGCCAAACAUGAUCUUGGAUGAUGGAGGAGAUCUUACUCACUGGAUUUAUAAAAAGUAUCCCAACAUGUUUAAGAAAAUUAAAGGCAUAGUUGAAGAAAGUGUUACUGGAGUCCAUAGACUUUACCAACUGUCCAAAGCCGGGAAACUGUGUGUUCCAGCCAUGAAUGUCAACGACUCAGUCACCAAGCAGAAAUUUGACAACCUUUACUGCUGCAGAGAAUCAAUUCUUGAUGGACUUAAAAGGACAACAGACAUGAUGUUUGGUGGAAAGCAAGUGGUAGUCUGUGGCUACGGAGAGGUGGGGAAGGGGUGCUGUGCUGCUCUGAAGGCCAUGGGUUCCAUUGUGUAUGUAACUGAGAUUGACCCCAUCUGUGCUCUGCAAGCCUGUAUGGAUGGAUUUCGACUGGUGAAAUUAAAUGAGGUCAUCCGACAAGUAGACAUUGUGAUUACCUGUACAGGUAACAAGAAUGUGGUAACCAGGGAGCACUUGGAUCGAAUGAAGAAUAGCUGCAUCGUUUGUAAUAUGGGACAUUCCAACACAGAGAUCGACGUGGCAAGUCUGCGGACACCAGAACUGACCUGGGAGCGAGUGAGAUCCCAAGUUGACCAUGUGAUAUGGCCUGAUGGCAAAAGGAUAGUACUGUUGGCAGAGGGCCGUCUGCUGAACCUAAGCUGCUCCACAGUGCCUACAUUUGUGCUCUCAAUCACUGCUACUACUCAGGCUCUCGCCUUGAUAGAACUUUACAAUGCUCCUGAGGGUCGCUAUAAGCAGGAUGUUUACCUGUUGCCCAAGAAAAUGGAUGAGUAUGUGGCGAGCCUACACCUACCAACCUUUGAUGCCCACCUGACAGAGCUGACAGAUGAACAGGCGAAGUAUCUGGGACUCAACAAGAAUGGGCCCUUCAAGCCUAAUUACUACAGGUAUUAAAUUCCUGUAACUCAAGCCAGAAGACGUUUUAAGGAAUAGAACUCCAAGCCUUUUCUCCACUACUAUCUAAGAAAGAACCCAGCAAGCUGCUUCUCCAAUCAGAGCUGCCCGCCGUGCUCACCCUGUGUGUUAGGUUAUUUAUUUAUUAAAAUCUAGAAUCCUGUGCCUGUAGCCUUGGCCCAGAGUGUGGUUACUGUUUGAGGGCCAUGAGAACCGCAGAAGACAGGCUGAGGAAGGGAAGCAAUCGGGUAGCCAUGCCUAGUGCAUCCAUUCACAUCAUUGCCUAUUGAUGGACUCCUCAGCAAUAGCUGUUUCUCUCAUCCAGGCUCAGGAGUUCAGGGAUUCCAGACUCCUUGUUCCUUGAGGUUUUCUGGAAUAAAUUCAGCAGCUGCCUUUCUCAGCUUUGAACAUUUCCCCCCAGGUGAGGCCUUUUGGGAGCCACUGAAUUAACAAGGCCUGGGUUCCCAGCCUUGGCCACACUGUCACUGCCUUCUUUACAAAAAGGCUAGUA